ACGGUUCCCUGGAGAAAAUAUUAUUUAAUCCUCGCGCAUAACUCUUUGUUGGGAACCGGUCAUGGCGGGCCGACCCUGACUUAUAAUCAUUUACUUGAUCGGAGCGUGUUUUGGCCGACAAUGUGGAGAGAUGUCCAAAAUCAUUGCAAGUCGUGCAUUUCGUGCACCAUUGCUGAGGCAACAAACACACGCAAUAAGGCCCCACUAGGCCACGAGACGUAUUUGGGUUUCUUUCGAAUCUUGAACGUUGAUCAUGUGGGCCCGUUCAAAGUGGACCGGGGCUAUAGGUAUUUGCUCUCGGUAAGGGAUCACGCCACGCUGUUCAGCUGGUUUAUCCCGGUGAAGUCGAAGUUCACGCGAGAGGCUGCGGAAGCGCUGGUGGCGAAUGUAUUUUGUUUAACUGGUUACCCAGUGAUUGUUCGAUCAGAUCGAGGAUUCGGCGAACAAGGCGACAAGAGUUUAGGCAAAUGGCUCCAGGUGUACGGGGUGCACCAUGCUCCAGUAAUGCCUUAUUCCCCGCAGGCGAAUUGGUUGGUUGAAGUGUUGCACAAACCAUUAAGGAAGUUGCUCAUGAAAUUUGCGGAGAAUUCAAAGUGGAUUGAGCUUGUUCCUUACUUGAAUUGGAUUGCGCGUACAACACCUUACGAGGUGUUGAAUGGAAGAUCUGCAUAUGAGGUGGUCUUUGGCUGUAAACCA
This is a messenger RNA of Amoebophrya sp. A25, 696 nucleotides long. The record is from the annotation of a GenBank genome assembly. NCBI's taxonomy places the organism in Eukaryota, Dinophyceae, Syndiniales, Amoebophryaceae.